ACGGCCGCCGAAACUGAAACCCGUUUCCCCUUAGAUCGCCCACAAGCUCAUCAAUUGACUCAGUCGAUUUUUUGCUAGCAUGUGAUUGGCCGUCCCAGCUGUCACUCCAUGAGAGCCAGAACUUGCCCACCAGUGUUUUUGUAAGUUAGCCAGUGCCCGUGUUCAUCAGCCACUGUAAGUUGAUAAAAUGUUGGAUGCUUAUUUUGCCUUGUUCGCAUAAAUUAGAUGGAUUUUAAAUCUUAUUUAACAUAAUAUUUGAAUCUGUGCCUGUGUGCGCGUGUAUGUCCCCCCCCUCCACUGAACUCAAGCCAACGGGUCCCCCUCAUCUCUGAACUGUAAAUUUCGUCCAUGAGUGCUAUGUAAGAAAAAAACACGGUAGGAAAUAGUUUACUUGUUUCAGACAUGCUUAAUAGGUUACAUUAAGGAGCAAUAAAAUAAUUAAUUUAAUUGUACGCUGCAUUAAAAAGACUUAUUUAAAGCAUUGCUGUAGCACGUGUCAGGAUUGUACAUUGCACACAGCGAUUUUGUAACAAGGCAGUGGCCAGUCACUCAUACAGUAUAUACAUCAUACCUGGGCAACUAGGGCAACACUUGAAUUGCGCCUGUUGCAUCACCUUUUGGAGAGGAAAAAUAAGUUUGCAUGGAGUUUGCAAUGCCUUAAGCUGGCGUGUGGACGAGCCAGCAUAUGCGUUUUGUGUUCAUUUUGACAUUUGUCUGAUUUAGUUGUUUUUUUUUUUUAUUUGUUUUGUUGUGAAUGUGUUCUUCUGGAGGAUGACGAGAAAUCCUUAUCUUUAUCUUCAGGUUAUUUGCAUACAAUUAAGUUCAACUUCCCUAAAAAAAUGAAUUUCGACCAAAUCCUUUCUGCCAUCGGCGGCUUUGGAAAAUUCCAGAAGAUUUUGUACAUUUGGAUAUGUUUACCCCAAGUCCUGCUGGCCUUCCACAUGAUGGUGAGCAUCUUCACUGGAGCCACACCAUCACAUCGGUGCCAGGGGAGCCCCAGCUUUGAAGUUUGGAAUCAGUCGCUGUCUGCCGCUCACGUCAGCCCUAACUUCAGUCUGGUGGAGUCUGCCUGCUUCUACUCAGACGUCAACCACACCCGGCUGAUCCCCUGUGGUCAGGGCUGGGUGUACAACCAGGAGACCUUCCAGAGCACUACAGUCACAGAGUGGGACCUUGUGUGCGACCGAGCGGGACUGAACACCCUGGGUUCAUCUAUCUACAUGUUUGGCCUGCUGGUGGGGUCGGUGGCCUUUGGAGCCAUGGCUGACAGAUAUGGCAGGAGGUUCGUGCUGCUGCUGUCCAUCGCUCUUCAGACGAUGUUUGGAGUCGCUGCUGCCUUUUCACCCAACUUUAUUGUUUAUGUGGUGCUUCGUUUCAUCGUCGGCGCCACCAUUUCUGGAGUCAUCAUCAACGCAUUUGUACUCGGCACGGAGUGGACGUGCACCAAGAGGCGUAUGUUGGCCGGCAUCAUCACGGACUUUGCUUUCGGUGCGGGCUACAUGCUGCUGUCGGGUGUUGCCUACCUGAUACGUGAUUGGAGGAAGUUGCAACUGGCUAUAUCAGCCCCUGGCUUCCUGCUCAUCUUCUAUAUAUGGGUCGUUCCUCACUCUGCCAGGUGGCUGUUGGCCAACGACAGACGGGCGGAGGCCAUCGCGCUCCUCCGCAAGGCAGCGCUUGUUAACGGCCGCGUCUUACCUCCUGCUGUUCAAGUGGAGAAGUGUUGCAUCGCUGGUGGAGAGAGGAGAACAUCCAAAGUAGUGGAUCUCAUCCAGACUCCUAAGAUGAGGAAGCGCACCCUCAUUUUGUUCUACCUUUGGUUUGUGAACAUGUUGGUCUAUUACUGCCUCUCGCUGGGCGUGUCCCGCUUGGGCACGGACCUCUACAUGACCCAGUUCGUGUUCGGAUUGGUGGAGAUUCCGGCGCGUUCUCUGGUGCUCAUCACCCUGCCCUUCAGUCGACGGCUCUCCCAGAGUGUUUUCAUGGCCUUGGGGGGGUUGGCCUGUCUGCUCAUGCUGGCUGUGCCCGCAGAUCAUCCCAAUGCCCUGACUGCAAUGGCUAUGGUGGGCAAAUUUGGAAUAACAGCCUCCUUAGCUGUCAUCUAUGUGUACACUGCUGAGAUCUUCCCAACGGCAAACAGGUAUAGGUGUGUCCAGUAUGUUUGCAAGGAUGGGGGGAGUGUUGGCCCCCGUUAUCAACAUGCUCCACAAUGUCACCCCCACCACACCACUGCUCAUCUUCGGGACCUCCCAACUCCUGGGUGCCGCCAUGGCCUUGGCGCUGCCCGAAACUGCAAACAGACCACUCCCUGACUCGGUGGAGGACGCAGAGAACUGGGACUUAAGGCGUCCGCCUCCCACCCAGGAGCAUCUUGCCACAUGUGAAGCCCCCGGCCCUGAUCAACAACAUCUACAACAUCUAGCAGGUCAGCACUGACCGUGUUCACAUGGUCAUGCAGAACGUAUGACCAACUACACAACACACACACACACACUUACACACAAUCCCUGUAUGACAUGCACUGGAGCAUGCUCACAUGCACACACACUUUGCACAAAGCAAAUCAACAGUUGCAGCCCCCGGAGGUACCAAGUGGCAGGAAAAGUCCAGGGUGACUACUCACUGCAGGCUUACAUGUUUCUCUCCCCUUUUUGAAGUGGAAAAUAAAACAAAUCAUUUGGGAAUAAAUCACUUUUCCCCCCACCCUUCUUUUUAAAUAGGAAAAAUAAAUGAAAUAUAAAAAUACAAUAAAUUGAAUAUAAAAUACAGCUAGGAAAAACACACUUUUACACUCCCCUUUUUGAAUUCUGAAUAAACAAAAAUGAAUAAUUAGGAAAGAAAAGAAUUGUCAGUCAAUUUUGACUUCUAGUGUCAGCAUAC
Messenger RNA from Dunckerocampus dactyliophorus (ringed pipefish), 2877 nucleotides. Its product is annotated as organic cation transporter protein. Gene Ontology annotation, molecular function: transmembrane transporter activity. Gene Ontology annotation, cellular component: membrane. Bases 840 to 2309 code for a protein of 489 amino acids. NCBI's taxonomy places the organism in Eukaryota, Metazoa, Chordata, Actinopteri, Syngnathiformes, Syngnathidae. The transcript has 10 exons. Gene Ontology annotation, biological process: transmembrane transport. The record is from RefSeq and is a predicted model, not a curated record.